AGUCCUCCGCGUAGCAAAUUGUAUACGCUCAAAAAAUACCGGUCCGCCAUUUUAGCAUUGUAACCGAGAAAUUUUUAUUAUUUGAUUUUUAGCCGACAUAUACUGCAAAAUCGGUACAGAUGGCGACAAGAGAGUGGCGCCUGGAUUGUAAGGUUUAUAUUGGGGACCUUGGUGAUGGGGCAGAGAAAGAAGAAAUAGAAGAUGCGUUUAGUCGUUAUGGAGAAUUACGGAACGUAUGGAUUGCGAGAAGACCGCCCGGCUUUGCCUUUGUAGAAUUUGCUGAUCCUAGAGAUGCCCUAGACGCUUGCAGAGCUUUAGACGGAACACGUAUGAAUGGAAGACGAGUCAAAGUAGAAAUGUCCAGUGGUCGUGCAAGAAAUGAUCGAGGGAGAUAUCGAGGCUAUGAUAAGCGCUCGACUCCGCCAAGGCCCAAAUAUAUGUUUGAUUUUUUAGAUCGAGAUCACCUAGACGUCGUUACCGUUCUCGAAGUAGAAGCCGAUAAAAGAGAUAUAAACUUUCUCAGAAAAAUAUCGGUUUAA
Messenger RNA from Dimorphilus gyrociliatus, 539 nucleotides. The record is from the annotation of a GenBank genome assembly. Lineage: Eukaryota; Metazoa; Annelida; Polychaeta; Dinophilidae.